Schizophyllum commune H4-8 is the source of this 789-nucleotide messenger RNA. RefSeq lists its product as uncharacterized. The transcript has a single exon. The coding region runs from base 227 to 718 and encodes 163 amino acids. The record is from RefSeq and is a predicted model, not a curated record. NCBI's taxonomy places the organism in Eukaryota, Fungi, Basidiomycota, Agaricomycetes, Agaricales, Schizophyllaceae.
CAUAUCAUCGCAAGCCACUUCUGUGACUACAACUUCUUCAUCUCGAGCAGCGACACCACCUCGAACGUCCUCGUCUCGCUCCUCAGUUCCGCGGACCCUGGAGGUAAAUCGAGUGUCUGAGCUCGAGAAGGAGGGCGCUGUACUUCGGGCCACUGUCAUCGCUCAUGCCGAGUACCGCGCGUUUGCCGCCAGAACCGCUGACGCAGCGCGGCAGAGGGAGCUACGUAUGGUGGAGGAGAUCGCUCAGCUUCGGCGCGAGGCGGCGGAGUACACCUCAUCGGGGACGAGCCACGCGCAGGAUCAUAAGGAGCGGGAGGCCGAGUUUGCUAAGCGUGAGGCCCAAUUUGAGGAGCGAGAGGCCGAAUUUGCCAAGCGGGAAGCUCAGUUCAAGGAGCGAGAAGCUCACUUCAAUGCGCGCGAAGCACAAUUCCUCCAAGGAGAGGCCAACUGCUCGACAAAGUGGCAGGAACGCGAGGCGAAAUGGGAGGCCCACGAAGGGGAUUGGCAGGAGCGCGAGAAAAGAUGGGAUGCCGAGCGCGCGGAACUCAUAAAGGAGCUGGCGGAGAAGGCGAAAGCCCUCGCACGCGUUGACAAGCAGCUGGCAGAACAGAAGAUCGCGAAUGCAGCGCUCCGGAGCGAGGUCGGGGCGUUGCAGAUGCGGAUGAGCAAUGCGGCGAGGUCGCUGGGGGUGGAUUUGCAGACACCAGGAACCGCUUGAAGCCUGAUGGUGAAGUUGGAAGGCUGCUGCAUAGUAGGAUGUGAUCACUACGCUGUUCGUCUCGGAGCUUU